Messenger RNA from Caenorhabditis angaria, 696 nucleotides. The record is from the annotation of a GenBank genome assembly. NCBI's taxonomy places the organism in Eukaryota, Metazoa, Nematoda, Chromadorea, Rhabditida, Rhabditidae.
AUGUUCACCACAUCGCCAAUCUUCAAGGAGCGAGCGUUGGCACGCGGAAAAUCGAUUUACCCUAAAAUCAAGACAUUUUCCGAGAUUUUACCGCUUGCCGGGAAAAAUCGUGUGCAAGCUGGGCAAAAGCAAAGAGCAGCCAGUGAGUUUCAGGGAUUUUCAAUUUGAAAAAUGAGAUUUUCUUAGAAAAAACGUAAAUUUUGCCAAUUAAUCACAAAAAACGUGAUUUUUCACCGGAUUUCUCCCAAAAACCCGAAUUUUCAGGCUCUUCUUGCACUCAAGAACUUCAAGCAUUAUUCGGUUGUUUGAAAAAAUGGGAAUUUGACGAUAAACCAUGUGCCAAACAACAUUCUUCUUAUAUGGAUUGUGUUCAUAAAGGAGCGGAAGAAGCUGCCGAAUAUAUGGAAGCUGCUAAGAAAGUAUGGGUUUUUGGGGAUAUUUUGGGUAAAAAUUAUAUUAAAAUUCGUGUUUUUGAGUGAAAUUUUCACGAAAAAUCAAUAAAUUUCACAGGGAACUCUUGGAGAUGGCGGAAGUUCGGGAAAAUCGAUGACAAGUGCGCAAUUCAAUAAAAUCAUGAAACUUUUCCCACAACCCGAUUUGGGACAACAACCCUAUCGACAAAUGAAACGACUUCCGACACAAAGUUAUGCCGAAGACACGUUUCAUCGAAAACAUUGGGCUGGAAAACGGAGUUAG